Molecule: messenger RNA, 5419 nt
Organism: Coffea arabica (coffee)
Lineage: Eukaryota; Viridiplantae; Streptophyta; Magnoliopsida; Gentianales; Rubiaceae
Product: putative late blight resistance protein homolog R1B-17
Biological process (GO): defense response to other organism
Molecular function (GO): ADP binding
Source: RefSeq, a predicted model, not a curated record
GAUUCGUAUAUACUAUAAGGUACUUGUAUACUUGAGAAUAUUAUUAUAAUCUGAGAAGCAAAAUACAGACUAAUCGGUUUUGAUUUCAAAGUGAUUGGCCCCCAUUUUUGUCUCUGUUGCUGCUGAGGAUUGAAUGAUGGCUGAAUAUCAUGAUAAUCUUGGUCCUGCCUUGCAAGAUCUCCAAGACCAGUUGCAGAGUGUGAGACUUAAGCAACAUCAUGAUCAGCAGCAUCAACAUGGAUCUCUACGGCUUUUGGCUAGAGUUAAGAGGAUGAUUGUGCAGGAUUCGAGCGAGGUAGAGGAUGAUGUGUUGUAUGAUGCUCUGGCUGCUCUUAUUGAUCGACUUCAAAUGGAGGUGCCAUUUCUGUUGGCAUUCGAGCAUUAUGUUUCCUUCUGGGCUAAGCUGUCUUUUAGACCUUUGCUCAAUAAAGUUGGUAUAGCGCUGUCUGAGAUUGCCAAGGACAUCAGGCUUGCUCGUGAAAAGAAUUACAUUUCCAAAAGCCCUUCGAGAUUGAUGGAUUUCCUUCGCCACUCACAACAAAGGGUUGAGCGCAUGAAGCCAGAAAUUGGAGAAGCUAAUCGCAUUUUGCUCACCGGUAAGUUUGAAUUACCCUCUCACCUGCCUGAGUAUCCAUUCUGGAUAGAUUCUGUUUUUACUCUAGCAAGCAGUCUUAAGGCUUUCCUGGACACUGUUGAUACAGAUCUUCAUGCACCACUUUUAGCCUUUCAAGUUAAGCUAAGGUCAUUUGGAACUUUCCUUCAAUGUGUGGUAGUUUGUGUUUCUGUACCUUAGCUGAACUUAAGGUGCGUGAAUUAGAUGCAGCGAUGUGGGCAUCAGAUCCUGAAUCAUUUAUGAAACAAUUCCUUCCUAGUCACAUACUUGAUAGUUUGAUAAAGCAUGUAGCUUCUGUGGCCAUUCGCUUAGCAAACCUCUCUUGCCUUUACUGGUUCAAGGAAGUGGACACUGAUGAGAAAAGAAGGACGAUCAUUGGGAUUUUGAAUUUGCAACAGGAGAUUGACCUUUCAACUGCAGAAUUUCUAGAAAUGAAUCUGAAGCUUCUUAGAGCUGUCAACCAAAUUCAGCCUGGCCAAAUAACUAGGAAUAAGGUAACUGGUUUUCUCAGUUAUCUCCUCCUCCACGAGGAAGGGGCACUUGGUGUUGCUGAUGAGCUGAAGUACUUGAUAGAACUUGUUAUCAGCCAACCAGAGAAGCCCUGUAACGAGGUGGAAACUUUCCUGACAGAAAUUAAAGCAGUUAUUAGGGAGGCUGCUUCUCUAAGUAACUCACUUGAUGGAGUAUGUGCACAUUCUCCUAAGGUUGAGGUUGCUAAGAUUAGACUCCUCGAGGAAAAGAUUUGGCUUCUGAAAGCAGAACAUUUCCUCAAAGGACCACGAAAUACAAGCUUUAUCGACAACCCAUAUUGGGAUUGGAAGUCUUGCAUUACAUCACUUGACAAGGGACUAAAAAACUUGAGAAGCUUUUCGAAAGAUCUACCCAAGGUCAGGACAAUACUUUGCAAACAGAACUUAUCACUGGUUGAAGAAGUUCCUAGGGAGCUACAAUCUGUCUUGCAAUCCUUUUCUGCCAAAGAAAUCACAGAGAAAAGGAUGAGGGAAUCACUAUUGCUACUGCUUUUAAAGAUUUUGGUUCUCAAGGCAGACUUUUAUCUUUUGGAGAUACUGAAUGGUAAUGCAAAUUUGCUGUCCCUUGCAAAAGAUCGAAUUGAAUCUGUUCGUGAGGGCCUGAAGUUGCUUAUGACAUUUGUCGCAAAUGUACCAAAGGAGAGUUCAGACCAUUUGGAAUUCAUCUUAACAAACAUUGAAGCUGUGGCUAAAAGGAUAAUAUAUCUCUAUCACUCAUUUCUAACCAACAAAAUCGCUGAAGAGUUGAUCGAAAGAAUGUACCUUACACUUUCAGAGUUGUUAGAUCAGAUUAAAGUUAACAAGGCAAAGCUGAGAGAGCUUUAUCCCCAAGUUCAAGGAUCAUGUUUCCCCAAGACCAAUGGAUUGGGGUGUGUUGAUUUUCUGUUGAGAAACCUUAAGGAGCUGCAAACCCAUAAAUCUAAGUCAAUUGCAACUGUGAAGAAUCAAAUUGAAAGAAUCCAGGGGGAUAUGGAGUUCUUUAGAUCUUUCCUCAAUGAUAGAGUAAAGGAAAGAACUCAACAUCAAGAACUGAAAGGUCUUGGUGAACGCAUUACAGAGGUGGCAUACAAGGUGGAAUACGUCAUUGACUCAAUCGAGGUUGGCAUUGGUGAUCACUUACAACAUCUGUUAUGGCUUGACUCUCUCUUAGAAGAUAUUAGCCAUAUUAAGAUGGAGGCAGUCAAAAGUUACCAGAAGAAGACUUGUGAUGGCAUACCCCAUAAUGUCACCAGAAGUUCAGCCCAUAUGAUAUCACAAGUUAGUGCCCCAGAACCUGAUGAAGUGGUGGUAAGUCUCAGUGAUCAGGAAGAAGUGAUAAUUGAUCGGCUUAUAAAAGGAUCCUUGCAACAAGAUAUGGUUUCUCUUGUGGGUAUGCCAGGAAUAGGUAAGACAACUUUGGCCAAGAAGUUGUACAAUGAUUCUAGAGUUACUUAUCACUUCCACAUUCGUGCAUGGUGCUGUAUCUCGCAAGUAUAUAGUAAAAGGCAGGUGUUGCUCGACAUAUUAAGCAACAUUAGUGGGCUUACUGACUACAUUCAUAAAAUGACUGAUGAAGAUUUAGAUCUGGAGUUGUAUCAGCAAUUAAAAGGAAGAAGGUAUCUCAUAGUUAUGGAUGACAUGUGGAGCACAGAGGCAUGGGAUGACUUGGAAAGAUCAUUCCCAGAUGAUAAAAAUGGUAGCAGACUUCUAAUAACAAGUCGUAUCCAGAAUGUGGCCUUGAAUGCUAAACCUAAUAGUGAUCCUUAUCUUCUUCGUCUCCUCACUGAUGAUGAAAGUUGGAGCUUACUACAACUGAAGAGUUUUCAUGGAAAAGGUUGCCCAACAGAAUUGCUUGGAGUUGGAAAGGAAAUUGCUCAACAAUGUAAAGGACUACCUCUUUCUGUGGUUGCAGUAGCUGGUCUCCUUGAAAGGACCGAAAAGAAACCAGACUUGUGGAAACAAAUUGUUGACAGUUUGAGCAGAAGGUUAAUAGAUGAUCCACAAACCCAGUGCAAGGAAAUCCUAGAGCUGAGUUAUGAGCAGUUGCCAUACAAUUUGAAAGCAUGCUUCCUUUAUUUCGGAGCAUUCCUGGAGGACAAAGAUAUCUCUGUGCGCAAGUUGAUACGGUUGUGGGUUUCUGAAGGUUUUAUUAAGAAAAGCGAAGAGAAAAGCUUAGAGGAUCUUGGAGAGGAUUACCUAAUGGACUUAGUCGGUCGAAGCCUUGUACUGGUUUCUAAAAGAAGAUCCAUAGGUGGGGUCAAAACAUGUCGAGUUCAUGACAUGCUACAUGAUUUGUGCCUGUCAAGAUCUAAGGAAGAAAUGUUUCUCCAGCCAAUUACCAAGCGUGAUGAACCAUUUGCUUCUUUUGAUGGUUUAGAUGAUGAUGUUGAUUUUGAUCAUUAUUACCCUUCAAAACCAUUAAUAUAUGAAAGACAUCGGCUUUGCAUUUGUUUGGAGCGGAGGCAUUUCAUCAAAUCAAAACCUUCUGGUCCAAGAACAAGGUCUCUGCUAUUUUCUGCAAUUGCUGAUAGGUAUCCCAGAUGCCCAUAUGAUAUCACAUUCAUUUUUCAAAAUUUUAAACUUCUCAGGGUGUUGGAUUUGGAAUCCAUCAAUAUGGGGAUGUUCUUUCCCAUUGGAUUUGAUUUAUUAGUUCAACUAAGGUACUUAGCAGUCAGUGGGGAUCUGGAUUCUAUUCCACCAUCAAUAGCCAGCCUCUGGAAACUAGAGACGUUUGUUGUGAAGGGAUUAAAAGGUAUGGUUGUGUUACCUGUUAUUAUUUGGAGCAUGAGAAUGUUAACACAUGUUCAUGUAACUAGUUGUGCAAUGUUCGAUUUGCAAGACGACCAGCUUGAAAGUUCCUUGGUAUUGGAUAACUUAGUAACUCUUUCCACACCAGCUCUUUCUGGAGGGAAGGAGACAUUGAAGAUACUGAGGAGAUUUCCCAAUCUUCACAGGUUAAGAUGCAUCGUUUUUGAAUCUCCGAGUUCUCCUAUGGGAUGUGAUCAAUUUCCACAAUUUGACAUUCUAAAUCAGCUUGAAUCACUCAACAUCUCUGGUAGGGCCCUUAAUCAGGGAGAAUUGAGCUUCCCCCUGAAUUUAAAAAAAUUGACUUUGUCUAGGCUUCGCCUGCCAUGGAAACGUAUGUCUGCUAUCGGGAGACUACAGAGCCUUGAGGUUCUCAAAUUACUUUCUAAUGCCUUUGAGGGCCGGAUAUGGGACAUGAGGGAAGGGGAGUUCCUAAAGUUGAAAUUCUUGAAGUUAGAUUCUCUGAAUGUUGUUGAGUGGAAUGCCACUUGCGAUCACCUUCCCAACCUUCAGCAAUUAUUUUUGCGACACUGCAAAGAACUUGAGGCAGUUCCAUUCUCUUUUGGGGAAAUUCCUACCUUGCUGAUGAUUCAAGUGCAACGUUGUGGCCUUUCCACAGAAGAGUCAGUCAGGGACAUUGAGGAGCAAGGGAUUGAAGGCCUCAAGAUCUUCAUCAGUCAUUAAGAUUUGUAUUUCAGAUGGAAAUAGAAGACUUUUUCUUUGAGGAGUUGAACAUAAUGGAAGAGUUUGAGAUAUCUUAAAACGUCAAAAAGGAAGGAAUUUGACAGCUUCUUAGCGGGAAAUUCUGCUGAAAGAAGUUGCAGCUUUAGAUAAGUUGUCUGGGCUUAUUGUGGAGGUUCAAUACCAAGCAGACGUAUCAAACACAAUUUUGUGUGGAAUAAGAUGCUUUAUGUGACAUCCAUAAAUUUGAUGAUUUUGAAUGCAAAGCCUAACAUAAGGGACAACUUGAUCGAAGUGCUUCAGAAUCUGCAGCAAUCUUUGACCUUAAUUAAGUGAAGGCACCAAGAGAGACUUCAGCAUUAAGGGGAAAGUAGCUUAUGGCCUAAUGGGGAAGGAAAAUCUUUAAGGUUAUAGCAGAUGGAGUUGACAAGACUGGAAGCUUGACAAGCCAAGGUUGUACUUAAUUGCUAAGUGUUGACAGUAGCUUCGGAGGUGCAAAAACUGUACGUGUGUUUAUGGAUCAAUCCAUAAUUUUGUUGUCUCUAAAUCCAUAAUUUUCUAGGCACAAUAAUGAGCACAUGACUACAAUUUUUAUGCAAAGAUAUCCUGAUUGCAGUUUUUUGAUAUUAUGAUUCAUAUUUAUUCUGCUCCUUGUCAGAAUAAAUGACAGUAGGCCUUGCCUGUACAAAUGACAGUAGAACUUGUUAAGGAGUAUGCUCAAACUUCUUGCUUAACAACUUAUGAUCCCCUGAUGUAAACAAUUUCAUGAUUUCAGUCGAAAGAAUCUAUGUUGCACAAUUUCGAUAAUGUA